CAACAAUGCGACAACGAUGUUUCGUUUCGUUUCGUUAAUUCGUUUCGCUAUUCUUAAUUUUAACUACACCUUCAGGCCUAUUGUGAUGGUUUGCUUUACCUUUGACGAUGAGAAACUUUCAUAAUGGCGUGGCGCCUUGUUUAUUUGAAUUCCAAUAGAAAAUGGGAAAUAACCAGAACAAACCUAGAUUGAGAAAAUCUCAAUCAGUUCCAGAUACACAGUCUUUCUUGGUCGAUUCUUUACUUGUGCGAAGUAAGUCGCGAAGUUCAGCACGACUGGCGAGACUAGCUUCAAUUAAUGAUGUUCGAGAUGGAAGCACCAACUCUAAGAAGGAAGCAACUCAGACACCCAUUCCUCUGGCUGAGACUCUGUUCUUCCCAGAAUUCUCUGUCCGUGGAGAGUUGGAAGACCAAAACUUUGAGUUGAUGUCCGUUAUUGCCAAAGGAGCUUAUGGGAAUGUCUUGAAAGUUCACAGAGAUGAUGAAAAGCAGUUCUAUGCUGUUAAGGUGCUGGAAAAGCGACAGAUCAUUCUUGAAAAUGCUGUUCAACAGUGUAAAGAUGAAGCCUGCAUUCAGUCGAUGCUGGGUCACCAUCCAUUUAUUGUGAAAGUCUUAGAGUUUUGGCAAUCUCGAAGCUAUCUUUAUAUAGUUCUUACUUACGUUCCAUAUGGAGAUAUGUUCACGCUGUGGAGCUAUCAUGGAUAUUUCCCUGAGGAACUUGUUCGCUAUCAUAUAGCAGAAUUAGCCGUAGUUCUGAGCUAUCUUCAUAAAUCUGGAGUUAUUUAUAGAGAUAUGAAAAUGGAGAAUAUACUUUUUGACUAUGACGGUCAUAUCCAGGUCACCGACUUUGGCUUAGCUAAAUGGCUACACAUUGGAGAGAAGACUCGGACAGUAUGUGGGACUUUACAGUAUAUGGCUCCUGAAGUUUUGUCAGUCAUGCCAUAUGGCCAUACAGCAGAUUGGUGGUCACUUGGAGUUCUAAUGUACACAAUGCUUAUUGGGGAGUAUCCCAUUGAUGGAGCAGUAAAUCAUUUUGAGAUGGCACAGCAUGUAUUUGAAUGUGAAUAUGAACUCCCAGAAUACAUCACUGAAAAAUGUGCACAUGUUGUUAGUCGGUUGCUGACCAAAUGCCACAACCGACGACUUACAGAUUUAUUUUCACUUCAGAAUUUACCCUUCUUUAGGGGUAUCAACUUUAAAGCUUUAAUUGAAAAACAGAUCUCUCUUCGGACUUUGGUAGUAGAGAACUUCUUUGAUGUCCCUGCUGAAAGCGAAGAAAGCUACACCUACAAUGAAUCAACAAAUGAAUUCUCUGAAUUUGAUGAUUAUGUUUGGCACCUUCCACCUGAUGUAGUUCCUGUUUUUGUCUGAUAGUGAAAACAUUGUCAGAGACCAAAUAGGAAUUCCAAUUACUGAAUAUCAGUUAACAGUCCAUGCCAGUAAUAUACGUUACUAAGAAAAUCCAAACGAUUCCCCCAAGAUAAAGUGAAUAACAAGCAAGAUCUAGUUUCUGUAAAUUUUACAAAUAGAUCUCUGCUCUGAGAGACAGACACGUAAUAUGAACUACAAAUCAAAGUAAUUCAAUAGAAAUAAAUAAUCGUAAUAUAUACAAUGCACAACGAGUAAUCAUUUACAAAAUAAGUAAAUAAAAAAAAAAAAAAUUAAAAAAGUUAAAAAAAAAAAGAAAUUA
This is a messenger RNA of Octopus bimaculoides (California two-spot octopus), 1689 nucleotides long. RefSeq names its product ribosomal protein S6 kinase-related protein. Gene Ontology annotation, molecular function: ATP binding; protein serine/threonine kinase activity. Lineage: Eukaryota; Metazoa; Mollusca; Cephalopoda; Octopoda; Octopodidae. The record is from RefSeq and is a predicted model, not a curated record. Gene Ontology annotation, biological process: protein phosphorylation.